AUGCGACGUGUUUCGGCUUCUCUUUGCCACUCGUUGCCGUCAUGCGGCAGCUUCGUGGCGGAGGCGCUUCGCACGUAUCCAGACUCCUGCUUCAGCGACAUUCUUUCCCAAUGGGCAAACCAUCGAUGCUCCCCAGAUGUUACGCCUCCUGUCUCCUUGGAGGAAGAUAAAAUCAAAAAUGGGGAUGCAAAGGGCAGGACCUCUGCGCACAUUAAUGCCAAGCUGUACGAUGCAGCCGAGGUGCAGCUGUUGAAUGCAAUGUACGAAAACCCAAUGCCAGCACGCGCACGUUGGCUGCUGCAACGCUACACAACCGCCCAUUUCGCGGCUGAGGUCGGCAGCACCACUCUCCUCGAGAUGCUUUCUUCACAAGGCGUUAUGUUGCAUGCAGACGCCUGCAUGAACGUGCGGGGAUCUGAGUGCAUGUACCAACGCCGACGUGUGCCACUAGAUACCGUGGCGCUCUCUAUCCACGACGGUGAGGGGCGCUUUCUGUCACAUCUCGCUGCACAAUACGGCCAUCUGAGUUUCCUCAUGUGCUUGGUGGAGCGUCUUGGUGCUACUGUGGUUCUGGGGCAGUGCAUAAGCCUCAGUGACGUCACAGCUGGAGUGCCCUCGCUGGAUGUGUAUGAAACAGCGUUUGUGUACGGCCAAGUGCCGCUUCUGGAAUGGAUAGAUAAAUUUCAUCCCAGGCACGCAUUUGGUGUCUCUGAUAGCAAUGCACUGCGGUGUGUGCAGCGUGCAAGUGCGUAUGGACAGGUGAGAUCCCUUGAACAUUUUACACGUUGUCACGGAACGGCAUCUCGCACGACGUUAUGCGAGGCAUUAUACCCCGCAGCAGAGGCUGGCGCCGACGUUGUCUUAAACUUUCUGCUGGAGACUCUCGGCGAAGGUAUUGUGUGGCGCUCAAGUAAAACUGGCGCCACCAUCCUUCACCACGCUGCGCGAUUCGGCCGCACCUCGUUGCUAGAUGUUUUUUUUCAGCGGUACAACGUGAGGCAACAUGUCGACGACCGUGACGAUCGUGGGCGUACACCCGCGAUGUGGUGUGUCCUUGGGGGCAAGAAGCCAAGAAACAUUGCGUUUCUGGAGCGGCUUCUGGAGUUGGGCUCGCGCUGGCCGGUUGACACGGACGACGAUGGCCGUGAUGUGGGCGCGCUGGCUCGGAUGUGCUACAUGCCAACCGCAAAGAUGUGCAAGUUCAUCGAAAAGUGCGUCAUGUCAGCACAGCGACGGGGAGACUGA
Molecule: messenger RNA, 1245 nt
Organism: Trypanosoma grayi
Lineage: Eukaryota; Euglenozoa; Kinetoplastea; Trypanosomatida; Trypanosomatidae
Exons: 1
Coding region: 1-1245 (414 amino acids)
Molecular function (GO): protein binding
Source: RefSeq, a predicted model, not a curated record